Paracoccidioides lutzii Pb01 is the source of this 213-nucleotide messenger RNA. RefSeq lists its product as hypothetical. The transcript has a single exon. The record is from RefSeq and is a predicted model, not a curated record. Bases 1 to 213 code for a protein of 70 amino acids.
AUGCCUGACGAUGAGAGCGGUGCCCCUCCAAGAGCAAGCCCGUACAAGCCCGUACGCGCCCGCUGGAAGGCUGAGUGGGAGAAAAGGGAAAAGGAGGAUUCCCUAGAGUCUAAGUUUCCCUUGGAUAAACCUCUUGCGCCCUCGGGAGGUUUAUCUCGACUACUACUCCUCUCUCUCAAAACUCACUACGUAUUACUUCCUACAAGUAUCUAG